Messenger RNA from Puntigrus tetrazona (Sumatra barb), 3362 nucleotides. Its product is annotated as delta-like protein A. The record is from RefSeq and is a predicted model, not a curated record. The coding region runs from base 88 to 726 and encodes 212 amino acids. The transcript is spliced from 3 exons. NCBI's taxonomy places the organism in Eukaryota, Metazoa, Chordata, Actinopteri, Cypriniformes, Cyprinidae.
AAACUGUGCCAGGCCGCAGUGAACGCCUGCGACAGCAACCCCUGUGCGAACGGAGGGCAGUGUACGGAGCGUCAGGGCGGCAGAGGCAUGUUCUGCAGCUGCCCGCUGGGAUACACCGGCACCUACUGUGAGGCUGUGCUUGAUCUUUGUAAUCCCAACCCCUGCCCCAAGGGGGUGCCAUGCCAGAGCACAGAAGGAGGCUACAAGUGCACCUGUCCUGAGGGUUACUUUGGAAAAGAGUGCCUGAGCCUGAAGGAUCCAUGCCACGACCCCCACUGCCAAGGUGCCGUGUCAGACCCAGGUGGAGGCGGGUUUGGUGUGUAUAUGGUGCUGGUGGGGGUAUUUGCCCUGCUUGUGGCAGGCAGCUGCUCCGUGUGCGCAUUACUGCUGUCCCGUCUGCACCGCCGCCACCGGACCAAAGCGCAGCUACGCACUUCUGCGCCCGAGGACAACGCCAUCAACAACCAGCGGCAGUUCUGCACUCUCAUCCGUAACCUCGACCACAGCGUGGCCCUGCUGCCUGCUGCUCAAACAGUGCCCACCUCAGUGCCCACCGUGCCCAUGCCAGUGCUCUGCAGUGAGGAGAUUGAACUCACACUUCCUCCCUCGCCCGCUCCCUCUCCAGCUCUAAAACCAGCCCACGGGCCCAAGCUGGACAUUUGCAACCGCGAACGGGAAAAACUGAACCGUUUCAACUAUGCAGAGAACCAGGAACUGGAGGUGUAACCGCACUUUGAACGAUGGGAAGGAACCAGGUUUCUUGGGUCGGAGGCUCUGUUAUGGUUGAUGCAUCUCUCAAUCAACCUCCGCUUGUGAACCUUGACCUCGGAGCUCUGUGUUAUAGAGAUCUGAGAGGGGUGAAAUUGGGAAAGGAAUUUUGGGGCUGGAGAGACUGUGCUGACAGACAGGGUUUAAUUUUUUUUUUUUUUUUUUUUUUUACACACUUGCCAAUGGUAGAGAAUAUGUAACAUUCAUAAAAAUUACUUAUCAGUCAUGAUUAUAUAUUUAUUUUAAUUCAGUUCCAUUAUUUUUAUAGCAUUUGUUCAAUUUAACUUUUUUUCAUGAGAUGAAACUGCACUGUUAUGAAAAUGUAAUUAAUAAAAUGUGUUAGGCUGGACCACAAAACCAGUCACAAAUCGCGUGGGUAUAUUUGUAGCAUUAGUCAAUAAUUCCUUAGAUGGGGCAAAAUUAUAGAUUUAUCUUUUAUGCCAAAAAUCAUCAAGAUACUAAGUCCAGAUCAUGCUCUGUGAAGACGUUUUGUACAUUUCCUACUGUGAAUAUAUCAAAAAUUAAUUUUUGAUUAGUAAUAUGCAUUGCUAAGAACUUCAUUUGGACAACUCUAAAGAUAUUUUCUUAAUAUUUAGAUUUUUUUGCACCCUCAGAUUCUAUAUUUUCAGCCAAAUAUUAUCCUAACAAACCAAACAUCAAUGACAUGCAUUUCUAAAUCUCAAUUCCAACAAAUGUACCCCUAUUACUGGUUUUGUGCUUCAGGGUAGGGCUGGGCGAUAUAUAUAAACAAAGACUUAUGCACGCUCUCGGCCUAUAUUAUGAAAAUAUUUUAACAGACUAUUGCAAUUUGGAAUUUCACUAUGUUUCUCCGUUCAGUCAACAGCGGUUGAGUGCAUUUAUUCACAAUCGCAAACAAAACAAGUCUGUGUUCUGUCAUGAGAUCUCGACUGUAAAGUAACCUUUAUUUUUUUGACCGCUAAACUCCAGCUUGUGUUGCCAGAUUGGAAAAUAUCCAAGUAUCGAACAAGCUAACAACAUUUUAAAACAACCUGGAAAUGAGCACAAUAGAGAAAUAAAUUGGCGUACCUGAGUGGCAUGGUCCAAACUCCACCUCCGAGUCGCACUUAUCAGAAUCCUGUGUGUUUCCAGAUGUUGAGGGGGGUCCGUUUGCGGUACAAAUUCGAUGCUGUCAUGGAGCUUAAAGCAGCACUGUAACCAAAAGUUACAUAGUGCUGCUUCAAAAGCAGGGCAUGGUAGAUGUAGAAUCCACAGCUAGAUGAGUUCAUUUAGAAGCUCUACUUGAAGUUUCAUAAAAUACUGAAUUAUUGUACAUUAUGGGAUUUUUUUUUCAUGACCGUACAAUCAUUUAGACCUCUAUAUGAUGUACAUAUACGAUAAUUAUCGUACAUCUCGCAAAACCGUUUGUAGGUGAUUUCAGAUUACCGCGGUGGCACUUCCGCAAUGAGGAGCAGGCACGUGCACGUGGUUGCCAGAUUGCUGACUGGGUGGUUUAAAGUGAGCGCUACCUCACGCCUCAUGGAUGUAAUAUCGGACAUUCGGCAGGUUAUUUCGGGAAAGGAGGAUUGAAAAUUUUACAUCGUCCUCAAAAUUAUUGCGACAUUAUCGCUAAUAUUAGAUACAUUGCCCAGCCCUUGUUCAGGGUCACAUAUGGCAUCCAAAAAUUAUGGUCGUUCUUGAUUUCUCAAGUCAUCAUUUAAUAAGUAAGUUUAAUUUUAAAUCGCUAUAAUAAUUGACAUCACUAUGGAUGAGAUUAUUAAAUGUACAAUUGAAUUGAAAACAUUUACUUUAUGCCCAAUCCAUCUUACGCACAUUUUGCACUUGGCGAGUGGUAAUUUUGGACCCUGUCUGGUUCUAAAAAAAUGUAUUUGAAAGAACGGCAAGUGUUUUUAAGGCCAGCAAUUCCUGGAUAUUUAAGUGUAUUUUAUUGUGUUUACACUUGUGCCCUAUAUAUUUGUACACAUUUUGUUUGUGCGUGUGUGUGUGUUUGUGAGCGUGUAAGUCCAUAUGACUGUUUGCCAUAAAUUUCCACAAAGCCAUGCACAUUACUGGAACUCCCUGACUUUUUUUUUUACUUGCGUAAAAGCAGUAUAUUAGUGUCUGUGACUGACGUUUGAAGGAAUUAUGGCGAAAGAUAGCAGUGUCAACUGAAAAAGUGCCAGGCGACAUCUUUAAAAAUCUCGUUAAUUAUUGCCUGUCAUUUAAGAUGUACAAGAUGUAUGAUUUUUUUAUAAUACUUGGAUGUAUAUAGCGCCGUUGUACAUACUUUGUACAUAUUUUUUUGCCAUUUUUGUAUUCUUACUCCUUGCAAGAUAUUGCCAUUUUAAUUUCCCCGGUUUCACUAUUUCCACUCGAGACGGUAUUUGCCACAAGAUGGAUUUGUAAUUAAAGUGCAUUUAUCAACCAAAGCAUGUGUUUCUGUGCACGUAUGCAUUAAUGGUAUUGUACAGCAUUUGGUAUAUCAGGGGGGGUGUGUGUGUGUGUGUGUGUGUGUGUUUGGUAAUCUUGUUCUGUAUUACAGACACUUUCUUAUUGUCUAAUUGCCAUUUGGUAAACCGUGUGAAGUCAAUAAAAAAAACAUUUGGUCACAGAGAAUCCAGCUCUUAACAGCAGUU